Pocillopora verrucosa is the source of this 900-nucleotide messenger RNA. RefSeq names its product melanocyte-stimulating hormone receptor-like. Gene Ontology annotation, molecular function: G protein-coupled receptor activity. Lineage: Eukaryota; Metazoa; Cnidaria; Anthozoa; Scleractinia; Pocilloporidae. The record is from RefSeq and is a predicted model, not a curated record. Gene Ontology annotation, cellular component: membrane. Gene Ontology annotation, biological process: G protein-coupled receptor signaling pathway.
AUGGGAAACAAUACUACCACAGAUUACCUUUACGAAAAUGAGUAUAAACGCCCUGAUACGAUUGUCAUCAUUAACUGCGUUCUAAAUGUUCCACUCAUCUUUGUAUCCAUACUUGGUAACUUACUGGUAUUGGUCGCCAUAGUUAAGUCACCUUCCCUUCGAUCACCAUCCAUAGUGUUCCUCUGCAACUUGGCUGUGUCUGAUCUUCUGGUUGGAUUUGUAGCACAACCACUCUAUAUCUCUUAUGAGCUAACAAAAGCUAGCUUCGUGUACAAACCAUAUACGACCAUGGCUCUGACAGCAGGUGGCGUUUCUAUCUCAACCAUGACUGCCAUAAGCCUGGACCGAUUCCUCGCUCUCCUCUAUCACAUGAGAUAUCCGUUGUUGAUGACCCUGCAUCGGGCCAUCCUCAUCGCAAUCAGCCUUUGGUUGUUCAAUGGCCUGGUGUCUCUGUUAGGUCUAUGGAACAUGACCGCUUAUUAUUUUGCUAUAGCAGUUAGCAUUCCUAUCUACCUAUUAUUUUCCAUUGUUUCUUACAUGGGGAUUUACCUCAUCAUUUGUCGCCACCGGUUAAAAAUUCGCGCUCAAAGAAAUGCCGUAGCGAAUUCCACACAAGAUUACCAAAGGAAACACAACAUGGAACGAAAAUCGAAAAGCGCCAAAAAUACUUUUAUGUAUUUUGUUGUGAUGGUCGUCUGUUAUCUACCGCUCUUUACUGCCAUGAUCAUUUUGACCUUUUACACAAGCCUCUGGACAAUUGCUUGGAACUUAACUGAUACGAUAGCAUUUGCGAACUCAGCCAUAAACCCUUUUUUAUACUGUUGGCGUGUCCGAGAGCUUCGAACGGCAGUUAUAAAGGUAGCGAAGAGGAUUCUAUGUCGACAGACUGAGGAUAAUUAA